Messenger RNA from Lingula anatina, 3503 nucleotides. RefSeq names its product scavenger receptor cysteine-rich type 1 protein M130-like. The record is from RefSeq and is a predicted model, not a curated record. Gene Ontology annotation, cellular component: membrane. Gene Ontology annotation, molecular function: protein binding. NCBI's taxonomy places the organism in Eukaryota, Metazoa, Brachiopoda, Lingulata, Lingulida, Lingulidae.
UGAACGGUACCAUGGUAACUACAGUACAAGGUGCCGGCAGAGUGGAGGUCCUAUAUAACAAUGUCUGGGGGACGGUGUGCGAUGAUUUCUUCUCGGAGGAAGACGCCAUGGUGAUCUGCAGGAUGCUGGGCCACUAUGGUCCAGCUCGUCACAUUCCUCGACCUCAUGGCUUUGGUCACGGCACAGGGAACGUCUGGCUGAGGAACGUCCGCUGUGGCGGCAGUGAGACGUCCCUGGCGCAGUGUACACUAACCUGGGGACGACACAAUUGUGAACAUACUGAAGAUGUGGCAAUAGAGUGUACGGAUGCAGCCUCCACCCCUGCCUCCUCCACCACCACCAUUUCCUACCCUACUCUGAGCACAACCCCUGUUACCAUAGUAACCACAGCUUCCUGUGCUGGUUUCCGUUGUCAUGGUGAUGGUGCAUGUAUCCCAGCAGUCAAUGUGUGUGACGGUCAUAACGACUGUGUCCAUGACGACAGCGACGAGCAAAACUGCACAACCCCUGAUAUAGAGGUCCGUCUGAUGUCCGGGGAGGUCAACUCCACGGCAGAAGGUCACGGUCGCGUUGAGGUCAAGUUCCGCGAGACAUGGGGCACUGUAUGUAAUGAUUUCUUCAGCGACGAGGAUGCUGUGGUGAUAUGCAGAAUGCUGGGAUUUGGAUCCACAGGCGUGGCUUUCCAUAUUCCUGGCCACAGUUAUGGACCAGGCACAGGACCAAUAUGGCUGCGGGCUCCUAUCUGUAAUGGAACGGAGAGCAGUUUGACGGAAUGCACACUGAAGUGGGGACAACAUGACUCUUGUCUACACAGUGAAGAUGUGGGUCUGUCCUGUGUCAAUCUGCCCACUGCAGGUACCUCAGUAUCUCCAACUACAUCAUUGACAGCCACAACUGCUGCAGCAACAGUAACCACCACAACUGUACCAACAUCACCCACAUCACCAGCCUGUGCUGGGUACAUGUGUCAAGACAGCUCAGGGAAGUGUAUCCCUGCUGAUCAUUACUGUGAUGGUCACAAUGACUGCUGGGACAAUGAUGACGAGGAGAACUGUACAGUACCAGACAUUCAAGUCCGUUUGAUGAAUUUCUCCAUGGAUACGUCUCAUCUUGGCCAGGGCCGAGUAGAGGUCUACUACAGAGACACCUGGGGGACAGUCUGUGACGAUUUCUUCCACCAGAAUGAUGUCACAGUAUUAUGUCGUAUGUUGGGGUUCAAUGGUCCAUCCAGAGAAGCGCCAGAUUCAGUGGGGAUGUUUGGAGAAGGCGACGGCACAGUGUGGUUGAGAUCAUUGCGUUGUGAAGGCACUGAGUCUUCUCUAACACAAUGCAGUCCAAGAUGGGGCAGACACAGCUGUGGACACCAUGAAGACGUCGCUGUGAUCUGCUCAGAAGCCGUGUCCACUUCUCCGAGACCAGCACCCACUGUGACACUCACUACCACCAGCGCGGGUUGUGCGGGAGUGCUGUGUGGUACGGGCAAGUGUGUGGACCCUGAACACGUGUGUGACGGACACGAAGACUGCUUUGACAGAGAGGAUGAGACCAACUGUAGUAUACCUGAGGUCAGUGUGAGGCUGAUGUCCAACACAACGGUCAGUACCAGUGAGGGGCGUGGUCGCGUGGAGGUCCAGUUCCGGGGUCAGUACGGGACAAUAUGUGAUGAUUUCUUCUCCAGUGAGGAUGCCACAGUAUUGUGUAGAAUGGCUGGAUUCAAUGGGACAGGCACACAGCUCCCCUCCCCGCGUGGCGUGGUGUCAGGAGAGGUCAACUACGGCCAGGGCACAGGUCCUAUCUGGCUACGGAGCCUCCACUGCCGCGGGGAUGAACAGACCAUACAUGAGUGCUCAGCUGAGUGGGGGCGGCACUCCUCCUGUAGUCACUCAGAGGAUGUGGCCAUCCAGUGCUUGAACAGCUAGAGUAUUAGGACACCUGUUUAUUUAUUUAUUUAUUUAUUUUUUAUUUAUUUAUUUAUUUAUUUUAUAUUUACAGUAAAAACUUGGAAAUUUAGUGUUGGCUUAAAAAUUUUGUAAGAAGACGAUUCUCUGCAGAAGUAAUUUUUUAACUUUGAAAAUCUCGUCAAACUUGAGAAUGAACUUCUUGAUAAUUUUGAUGUUUAUCACUUAAUACGGCAGUGUCUGAUUCCAACAUUUAAAAAAUAAAAUUAAUUAAUUUCUAAGUGAUGAAAUUUUCAAAUUUUUACUGAACAUCCAUUACCAAAUAGAUAUUGUUACCACGUUGUGUUAAGGAACAUACAACCGUAUUAUGGUGGGUACAGUGUUAUUGUCACAGUACAGAUUAUGUUUUUUUUUUUCUUUUUUUUCUUUUUUUUAUAUUGCAUUUAUUGAGCUUAAAACUGCCAGCUGCACUGCCCUAAGAGUCUUGUUUGUGGUGGCGGCCAUUUGUGUUUAUCUGAAUGUUGUAUGGAGAUCGUUGCUAGCCAACUGCAUGAGUGAGCCAAUGAUUUAUACAGUGUACAUGUAAUUAUAAUGUCACUUGCAUUGGACAUUUUAAGGAAUUCACUUGCAGUUGAUUAUGAUGUAGGUACAGUAUACUUCCAAGGUGUAAAGCAUUUUACGAAACAAUUAAUUUGCAGUUUAUUAUAUAUCAAAAUAUUUUUGAAAGUUGCAAGAAACCUGUUAUUCAUGUAAGGCAGAUAAAGAAAGUUUAUGAAGAUGUCACAAUAAAGACCUGUUCAUAUAUUGCAGUGCGUACAUUGACUUUUAGAAGGUCUAGUAUGAGCAGAGCUGUAAAUAUUGUGCUCAAAUUGCACGUCUAUUUCCCAGGUCACAAUAUCCUUAUGGUAUUCUUUCUGUGGUACAAAGAUAAGUAGGAGAAAAAUAUUGUUGAAAAAAAAAAAAAAAACAGAGUGACGUGUAGGGCCACUCUUAACUUUACAACCAUUACAUUGGUCUUUGGAAAAAACUUGGAUAGAUUACUUAACGCUAGCUUGUUCUUCUAUUUGUUAGAAUUCAUGAUGAGCAGGGUUAGCUGGGAGAGUGAUUUAGCGAGCUGAGAUGUGAUUGAAAGAUGUUAGUAUGUAUGUGUGUGUCCAGUGAGAGAGAUUCACUUGGAAACUGUGGGUGGAUAUGAUAUAAAACUGAGAGUUUGGUUGUAACAAGGAGUUUGUUAAACUGUGGGUGGAUAUGAUAAAAUGCUGGGAGUUUGGUUGUAACAAGGAGUUUGUUAAACUGUGGGUGGAUAUGAUAUAAUGCAGGGAGUUUGGUUGUAACAAGGAGUUUGUUAAAAUGCCUUGCUUGUUGGAGGCUGAGUGGGGUCACUGAAUUCUUCACAUGGUCAUAAAAUUUUAUGGAAAUAUGUAUAAAGUUAGAGCAUAAUAGAGACUGAAGAAAGUUUGAACAUUUGAGAAUAGUACAAGUGCAUGUUCCAGGAAGAUCUUCAUUAUAGUCUGAGUUUUUGUAACACAGCUUUAUUUACAUUUUAAUGAUAUGCAGAUAUUAACAGUUCUUUUCUUUUGAAAAAUAUGGAUGUAUAAAGUAUAU